UCACCACAGGGCACAGAAUAAUAAAUUCGUAUAUUAAAAUACGUACGUAAGGACGUUAAAUGUAAAUUAUCAAAGAGAAUGGACUUUUCCUCCUUGGUUUGGUCUGUGCUCGAAACAAUUUUUUAUUCGCUCCCGUGUUCGUUAAUUAUAAUAUUGUAAAGUAAACUGUAAAAUGUAAACAGUGAAAACGAUACAUUUUUUUGUUUUAUCAAAUACUUACACGUUUUUUAAAAAUACGUUUUGUAAAACCAUUUCACUAUUCAUUCAGUAUUCACAUCGAUGUUGUCUGGGAUUGCCAUUGCUUCUGUUUGAUAUGUGAAUCGUGAGAGUCCAUUAUAAUAUUAUCUACUCCCCCAUAUACCGGCACAAUUAUAGGUACCACCCGAAUCGUGAUGGAAGAUGUGGAAGUUCCGUUUAAGGAUCUUCUUGAACAUAAACAUCCGGAAGUGUACGAGUAUAUAAAGAAUGCCAUGCGAAUGCUACAGCGGCAACAGAAUUUGUUGGCUAAGAUAAAGAAUAGCAAUUCAAUCGACUUCAAGAAAUCAAACAUUAAAACUGAAGUACUUGACCAAAAGGCAGAAAUAGUCAAUUGUUCAAAAACCAUUAAAAAAGACGAACUAGAAGUUAAAAAUCUUCCAAAUAAAAAUGCUGAUGGUGUUGCAGAUAAUAUUGAAAUGUUGGAAAAUGUUGAAAAAUCCGAAAAUCUAGAAGUUGAUAACCCAAGAAAAAUAAAAUCUGAAAUUAUUAAAGAAGAAGGAGAAUGUAGUGAAGACGAAGAAAAAUCUAAAGAUUCAAAACAAGUCAAUCAGUAUAGUUUGGGAGAAAGCCGGUUUAUAUUAGAAGAAACAACUGGAAUGUAUUAUGAUCAAGUGACUGGUUAUUAUUAUAAUUUAGAUAAUGGAUUAUUUUAUGAUGGAAACCAAGGGUGUUAUUAUUACUUUGAUGUAAUAGCACAAAAAUAUAGAUUAUAUUCCCAGGUGCAUUCAGAUACAGCUCAAUUACCUUCAAAUGAGCUCAAUGUAAAGAAACAAAAACAUACCCAAGACACAGUUGAAAGUAUUAGUGAGGUUAGUGAUUCAGAUAAUUCUGAAGAUAGUGGUAAUUUAAUUAUUAAGGAAGACACCGAAGAAGAUACUGAAGCAAAUGAAAAAGAAAUUAAAGAUACUAUCAAACAAACUAUUGAAAAGAAACCUAAUGAAUGUCAAGAAGUGAAAGAAGAAUUAAGUGUGGAAAAUGAGGCUAUUAAAGAUGAAAAGGAAGAAGUCAAACCUGAAGAUUGUCCUUCUCCACCUUCUACUUGUGAAAUUUUAGACAAGCGUUAUUUGAAUUUAUUGCAAUAUACAAAGUUAUUGCCAGCACCUAAGAAUAUAGUUCACAAAUUAACACCUGAUGGGAGUAAAGCAAAACAAUAUGCACAAAUAAGAAAUUGGUACACAAUCAAGCAUCAAGUAACUGCAAUUGAAUCAGAAAUUAUUCAGUAUGAUAAUCUAGUUUGGGAUCGAAUUGAACAAUACCUGUGUCAAAAUAAGAGAGAUGACAAAAAUUCCAAUUGGAAAUCAUACAAAGAAGUUAAAGCUAACCUUUCAGAUACACAAACUAAAUUGAUUAAAUCAAAAGUUGUUGGAUGGCCUCCGUGUAUUCGUAUUAUAAUAACUGAAUCCAAAGCAUGUAAUUCAUUGGUUGGUAAGCUAUUUUUAAUUACAUGUCCUGGUGGCACAAUAGGGCGUUCGACAAAUAGAGAUGUAGUAGUACCUGACGAUAAUGUUAGCAAGUUACACGCAGAAAUAUCAUUUAUUGGUAAUGUAAACAAAGUUGGUAGAGGUCAUUAUAUUGUUAAAGACAAGGGUAGUACAAAUGGCACAUUUUUGGAUGGUAAAAAACUUCCAAAGCACUCAUCUUCAAGUGAACCUCGCCAUUUAGUCCAUGGCAGUGAACUAACUGUAGGUGACACCAAAUUUUUGUGUCAUAUUCAUGAUGGCAUGGAAACUUGUAAUUUGUGUGAACCUGGUAUACAAGCUCCUCCACCAGAAGAAAGUGUUAAAAAUGUUGUACCUCCAAAACGUAAAUUUGAUGACGAACUAAAAAGUUUAAAAGAAAAAUAUGGAUUACUUGGCUGUGAACCACCUGACGCUGUAUUGCCAAAAGGAUAUAAAGAUAGAGCUGAUAAAAGAAGAAAAACUGUUGGAUCUCAAAAUGCAAAUGAGAAAACUGAAGUAGCUUGUGUAACACAACCAAUUCCUACAAAAAACAAAGGUUUCAAAUUAUUAGAAAAUAUGGGUUGGACACCAGGAAAGUCGUUGGGAUCUAGUAAUUCUGGAAUUAAAGAACCUAUUUCAAUGGAUGUCAGAGAUAAAAAGAUGGGACUUGGGUUUUCAACUAAUUUUAGUCAACCUGAACAACCCGAGACAAAUAUUUUAAUCAAACAAUCAAAAAUACGCUUUAACUUUGGUAAUAAAAGUAAUAUGCCAAUAAAAACGAAUCGUAUACAUUUUACUGAAGAUGAAACAUCAGAAGAAGAAAAAUAGUGAUUAAAUUUUAUGAAAAUUAAAAAUUAUCAUCUUGUCAACAAAUAUGAUUAUGGAAGGAAGUAUUAUUUCAACAAUAUAGAUUAUAUAUUAUAUUUUAAGUUGUUAGAAGAUAAUGCUAAAGAUUAUAACAUACAGUUUUUAAUUGAUAUUCCAAGUUCUCAUCAUAUUAUUGAAAUGUUUAAAAUGAAUAGUUUUGUAUAUUUUUGUCAUUGAAAGAUAAAUAUGUAAGCAAUAAUAUGUUAUUUUUAAAUUUAUUUUACCAAUAGGCAAUAUUA
Myzus persicae (green peach aphid) is the source of this 2803-nucleotide messenger RNA. Its product is annotated as angiogenic factor with G patch and FHA domains 1. Gene Ontology annotation, molecular function: nucleic acid binding; protein binding. Lineage: Eukaryota; Metazoa; Arthropoda; Insecta; Hemiptera; Aphididae. The record is from RefSeq and is a predicted model, not a curated record. The coding region runs from base 393 to 2525 and encodes 710 amino acids. The transcript has 12 exons.